Messenger RNA from Thunnus maccoyii (southern bluefin tuna), 4276 nucleotides. It is a transcript of the gene plpp5, whose product is annotated as phospholipid phosphatase 5. Gene Ontology annotation, molecular function: phosphatidate phosphatase activity. Gene Ontology annotation, biological process: phospholipid metabolic process. The record is from RefSeq and is a predicted model, not a curated record. The transcript is spliced from 8 exons. Bases 214 to 1014 code for a protein of 266 amino acids. Lineage: Eukaryota; Metazoa; Chordata; Actinopteri; Scombriformes; Scombridae.
CCUCCUCAUCAUCCCUGUUUCCUUCAAGUCCUCAAAUGUGGAGCUUCCUCCGUCGGCAGAUACGGCGGGUACCGAGGCCUGGUUCAUGUUAACGACACACGUUAAUAUGAGGAUGAGGAGAUAAAAAACCCGUCUGGAUGAAGUUGCAGUUCAGUUUCAGAAAGUGAAGUAGAGAUGUUUGCUGUUGACUGAAGUCCAUCCCCGAGAAACAAAAUGAAGAGGAGGCUGCUUCGUGGUUUCCUGUCGGAAAUCUCCAUCCGGAUGGCGCUGCUGGUGGUGUUCCUUGUGACGGAGCAGCUUCCUCCUUUCUACCGUGAGAUCCAGGCGGAGGAGAUGUGGUUGUAUAAAUUCCAUCGUGUGGAGAGAGACCACGUACCCACAUCUCUCAUGUUUAGUGUGGCGGUUUUCACACCGCUGAUCGUAAUCAUGGUUUUCACCUUCCUGAAGAAGUCUGAGCGAGGAGAUCUGAAGGAGGCGUCGCUGGCUGUGACUCUGACUCUGGUGCUGAACGGAGUUUUCACCAACGUCAUCAAACUGGCUGUCGGCAGGCCACGACCAGACUUCUUCUACCGCUGUUUUCCAGACGGUCAGAUGAACCUGGAGCUUCGCUGCAGCGGCGACCCAGAUGUGGUCAUGGAGGGCAGAAAGAGCUUUCCUAGCGGACACUCUUCCUUUGCUUUCGCAGGAUUGGGCUUCACGGCGUUGUACAUCGCAGGAAAGCUGCGCUGCUUUAAUGCGGCAGGCCAAGGCAGAGCGUGGCGGCUGUGUGCCUUCCUCACCCCUUUACUGGUGGCGACUGUGAUCGCCCUCUCCAGAACCUGCGACUACAAACACCACUGGCAAGAUGUGUUAGUGGGUUCUCUGCUGGGUCUCGUGUUCGCCUGGCUGUGUUACAGACAGCACUACCCUCCAUUACAGGACCCCGACUGCCACAGACCUCUGCGUCACAGAGAGGGUGUCCCCGCUGCACAGGAACGCAGGCUGGCCAACUCCAACUACAUCCUGCCCCUGUAACCAGCUGUAACUUGAUUAUACUCUUUAAUGGUGUCAUUUAUAACGGGUUACAUGUUAAUCCUUCAACCUCUGGUUUUCGCAUCCUUAGGGCUGGGCAGUAUAUCAAUAUUUACUGUUUAUCAUUGUAACUGUAUUGUGGGAAUUUUUUUUUUGGUGGUGAAACAUGAGACUAAACUAAAAUGACACUUUUUCUCCUGAAAGUUUCCUUAAACAUUUGAGAGUUGCUGACAAUACUAAAACCAGUUUAACAGCCAAUAUUUAAAGGUCUGGUGGUCAUGACAUUUAUUUUUUUUCCCCAUCUGGCCCAGCCCUACUGUACACACCCUGUGUAUUGUGCCUAUAGAUCACAUAACAUUAAGUACUCACAACAGCUGAGCAGGUCAAGUACACAAGCACCACACUAAAAGUUCACUGCCCGUCAGUCUCUGGCUCAGCUGCUGUGAAACAGUUUAGUUGUGUAGGGUCACUAUUUUGUGAUUGUUUUGUAAACUCGCAACUAUUUCAAAAAAAGCAGGGUUUAGACUCGAGGAGGAAAAAUGAGAAUCUUAAGUUCAAACAUCUGCUUACUAAUGAAUCAGAGAUUCUAGCCGCAUCUCAACAUCAGAUCAAAAACAGUCACAGCGUCGACUGGGAAGAAGCGAAAGUCGCUGGAGACCGUCGUCUUUAACCAGAAACAAUAGUUAACCCCCAAUAUACGACGAGCACAUAACUUAACACGAUUAGACAUGAGUCUGAUGCACUCGCUGAAGAAGACCAUGAGAUGUGGAUGCACCGUUUGAUCAGUAUUGGUGACCUUAUUAAGACGGUUUCGUUAUCAACAUCGUCAUAAGAAACAGUGUUUCCGCUAUCAGUUAUAUUCUCUCAGUGACUCCCUGGUCUCAUGUGACCUUACAUAUAAAUGAUCUAAAUGACAGUGAGGUACAAAGAUUUUAAAUUUGAGGGGAAAAAGGUGUUGGAAUAGAAAAAGUCAGAUGGGUGCAUCUGUAGCGUGACAUACGGUUGAAACCUCUGAAUCAUUAGUAAGUCGACCUUUGAACUUCGAUUCCCUUCACCAGGUUGUAUUUUGGAUGAAGAAACCUGGCGAAGUACGAGUCUUUGAUGUGGGCUGUUCAUGUCUGAAAUUCGGGGUGGGCGAUCCUUUUUAUAACAGUAUAUGUCAUUUUAAAUCACAAUAUCAGUAUACAUAUAUAUUGUGAUACAAUCAACCUUUUAGAAAAUCAUUUAAGAAAUUGUUAAUGGAUAAAAUAACCAGACCAGGAUGUCUGUUUUGGAGGCGAAUUCAGCAACUUAUCUCAACAACUUGGUCAGCGUCGCAUCUUUGGUCUUCUCAGUUUUGCUCUACUGUCUCCAUCUCGAGUGCUUUAAAUCUCUUUGUCUUCCUAUAUUUUGAAUGUCAACCCGUUACCAUUCACAUAUUCAUGAAUUGAUAUAUCACUUGAUAACAUCCUGAUGUAGCAGUUACACUCGACUCGUACUACAGUUUUUGCAGUGCCUGCUGUACUUAUUUAUAAUUCUUUAAAAAAAUCAUAUCUCUGGUCUAACUGGACAGCACAUCAAAAUAUCUUCAGGCGUUAAUAUGACUGUAAGAGAAUAUAAAUGUUUUUUUUCAGUGGUCUCAGGCUUACUGUAGGUCUGUUUAUACGUCACUGCACACUGGCUCAGCGGCCGACCCGUUCAAACAAAAGUGUGAAUGUUCAGCGGAGAUGAAGAGACGUCACAGGGGUUGUUGUUUAUUUUUUUGUUUGUUUGUUUUUGUUGGGGUUUUUUUUGGAGUGACAGUAGAUCUUUCUGAUGAUGAACCUGAGUGGGGUCAGACUGUAGCCUCUCCAGGUGAUGGUGCUAGCCUCCCAGUGCUCCUGCUGGUCAGGUUUUCUGUCCUGUUAAUAGUUUUAUUGUCACUUAAAGAAAUUUGGUGGUUUGUUGAUUUUCGUUGGUAGAUUUCAUCAAAGUUUAAUUUAACAGAUUGAACGUUUAUAGUCUGUUUUACUUAUUUCCGUUCUGUUCAAUGUUUUUUUUCAAUUUCAUCCUUUAAUUACAGCUGACUUGUUGGUUUAAAAUUUGAUAGAAAGUGUCAAAUUUUUAUGCAGAAAUGAUGUUUUUUUUGCAGGUUGAAACAUGAGAAACUAAGAGGAACCUCAUCGUGUUUUUUGUUUUCGUGUCAAACCAGCCAAAGUUUUGCAGGGUCAAAGCACUUUUGUUCGUCGUUGUCGUACAUCCAGCUAAAAUCGAACUGGAUCGCAACAGUUUCAGACCAAACUUGGCAGAAAAACCUGGUGAAUUUUGUGCCUUUGUUUACUUCUUUGCUUCUCUGUUCAUGAAUGAAGUAUAUACUGCAUGUAACAGUGUAUGCUCUCUGUCAUGUCGUCGACACCACUUGGGUCUGUAACUUUUAAUUUUGUGUAUAGGAUUCACUUUGGGAAGAUAAUGAUGUUUAAAUGUGGCAUGCUGCCUUUCUUUACCUCAGAAAAAAAAAAAACCAACCCAUAUUACUUUUCAUAGAUUUCAUUGUUGAUGAAGUUUAACGAAGACAAAUGUGAAUAUUUCUGGGUGGAAAAGUGUAACAUUUACAACUGCGGGAGUAGCAAAGAUGGAGAAAAAAAACCCUUCACUUUAUACACAUCUUUGAGACAAAUAAUAUCUUUAAUUUACUUUGCCGGUCUAACAGGUAUUUAUGAGAUGAUGUACAGGUGUUGUAUUUAAUUUUUUGGGGCAUGUAGGAGUUUACUUGAAUUUUAAAUAUGUGUUUGUUUAUCCUAAAUGUGAUAAUGUUAUUUCAUGAGAAUAGGAAUCAUACUUGUGGGCACAUGGGGGUUUGAGUAGAUUGUUAUCAAAUACAAGUUAAUUAGAUUCUGCUGCAUUUUGAUAAAAUCCUGCAUGUUUCACAUCUUAAGAGCUACGUCAUUUGUUCUCAUCACUUCUUUCUUGAAUUUUACAGAGCAGGAUACAGAAUCCCCCACAUUUCCAUCCAUUUCUUUUGUGAUUUUUUUAUUUUUUAUUUUCAGAAAGUCGGUGUAUAUCAGGUUGAUGAUCGUGUCUCUUCAGAUGUUCUGUCAUGACGAGGGAUGAUACCAAAACUUGCCUGUUUUGCUUUGUUUUCGUCAUGCUCAUCAUUUGCCUUGGCUUUGUAGGAGCAAAUAGCAGCCGCUCAUGCUGACACAGUAUCCUGAUUGUACAUGUUGUGAUGCUUUUAAUGAAUCUUUUUGGUGACACUAAAAUGAUGUUUCUAAAUAAUCUUCCAAUACACACAUUUGUCCUUUGCUUA